CGAACGCUUUCGACGUGGUCAUGUCUCGUCUUCCUCAGCCAUCCUCGCGCUCUGGCGCCAAGUCUCCUUUCACGAAACCUUCCUCACCCUCUCCAUCCGCCCGAGCUACGCCGACACCGCUCGCCAAGCCUCGUGUACGAACACAGUCUGCUGCACCCGUUCCCAGUCCGCGUCCGCAGACGACGUUGCGCUCGAAGCCUAGUUUGAAGAAUCUCAAACCUCCUCGAUCACCUACAAAAUCUCCAGCUCGCAGAACGACACCAUUGCCUCCGGACGAAGAUGUACCCCCAACACCUCCCCUGCCGCAAUUGAGCAUCCGCGAGCAGAUCGCGCUGAAGCGCGCGGAGGUUAAGAAAGUCGUAGCGAAACCAACGAUAGUUGCGUCCGCGAGUGGGGAGUUCGCGGGCUUGGAGGACGCCUCACCGCAUACAUUCAACCAGCCGUCUGUAGUGGACGUCGAUCUCGGGAGAUGGUCUAUCAAAGAGACCAUUGAGCGCGGGCGCAGUUCCGGCGCCAUCAACCUGUCAUCUCGCGAUCUGCCCUGCCUACCAUCCGCGCUCUUCGAAAUUCAUCUGGGCAUCAAGCCGGAGCCUCUGAAGUCGGUACCGGUCGAGCCACCCAUCACCACCGCUUCCUCUACCGACUUUCUAGGAGUGAAGAGGAAGGGUAGCGAGCAUGCUCCGUCGUGGUACGAAGCUCAAGACUUAGAGAUACUCAAGGCGUGGUCAAAUGAGAUUCUGGAGCUGCAGCCAGAACUCUCUAUGUUCGGCUCACUGAAGGUUGUCGAUCUGCAUAAUAACAAGUUGACAACGCUCCCAGACAGCUUUGCGGAUCUGACCGCGCUCACGAACGUUGAUCUAUCCCAGAACGAGCUCACCUCCCUCCCUACCAACUUCUGGACCCUCCCGAACAUCACCCAUCUCAAUCUCUCGCACAAUGCUCUCACUGCGCUUCCGUUCAGCGCGCCCUUUGCCAAGGAGGGCGCGAACCCUCUGGGCCGAACGCGAGACACCCGCGGGGACUUUUUCGCAACGAGCAUCAGCCGCGCUACCGAGCCCCUACCACGCCUCACUACGCUAGAGGUGUCCCACAACCAUUUGUCCGCCGUCUCCAUCGACCACGAUUCGGAUGGCUCUGGAUUCCCUGCACUGCUGUCGAAACUCGACCUCUCGGAGAACCCUCUGGGCAGGAUCGAUUCCCUGAUGCGUUCUUUGGGGCGGCUAGCGCGGCUCAAGGAACUCCACAUGCAGCGUGCCGACAUCGGCGACGAAAGCUUCCCAGUCUCCGUCUUUGCGACAUGCUCUGGCACCCUGUUCCCGGCACUGAAGGUUCUGGACCUGGAAGAGACGCACGUUACCCUCCCUGCUAUAGAGGCGACGUUCACUCCGAACGUCGUUAAGCAGACUCUGCAGUUUGACCUCACGAACCAAGAACCACCCGACGGCGUCUUACGUGUGAUUCUGGGGAAGAGGGUGGUGAAGGAGUCUUGGGAGAUUGAGGCUGAGCGUCGCGCAGCUGUCCGCCGCCGCGGCGCUGCUGGUCCCGCUGAUACCUGGAGCCUAGGACCUGCGCAGUCGAAUGUGAAAACAACGGAGGCGACCAAGGAACCAUGGGAGAUCGAGGCAGAGCAAGGGCUGCUGACCGAGGGGGCCAAGCGGCGUAUGCGCGCGCAGGCGACUGCCAACGCUCAAUCCUCGGCUGCAUCGUCAAAUGCGAGUCAACAGUCCACAGCUCACUUCCCCUCUCAAAAGAAACCCGUCGUGGUCCAGAAGGAGCAAUGGGAGAUCGAUGCCGAGCAAGGUCUCCUGAGUGUAGGGGCACGCAGGCGAGCGCGGGCAGAGGCAGUAGCUGCUGCCGCAUCUAAAGGUGCACCUUCGAACCCAGCCGCGCCUAAGACUCCCUCCCCCACCGGCAGUCCCGCUCCCGCACAUACCCCCAGCACUGUCGCCUCCGCCCUCGCCAGCCCGCAGUACUACUCCGCGCCAAACCAAACGCUUACCCUUCCCUCCUCCGCCCCACCAUCCAAAGCCGCCCACGCCCGUUCGUUCUCACUCGCCUCCCCCGCGUGGGGCAAGCUCUCGACCUCCGUGUCAGAGCUCGCACUCGCAAUCCCAACCCCUACGCUCCCACUCAGCGCCAUCGCCGCACAGCCCCUCGCGCAGACCCUCAAAGUGCUCAUCCUCACAGGCCGGCGGAACGAUCCCUCAUUCAGCCUCCCCGCCGCUGCCGAGGCGGGUCUCUGCCUCCCGUGGCUGGAGGAACUGAGCCUCGAGAACUGCAACCUCCCCGACAACGUGCCUGUCUCUCGGGCUGGGGAGGACGGCGCAGACGACUUUGGGCAGCGUACAAACGAGCCCCUCCUGCCGCUCCUCGCGAAGCUCUUCCCUAGUGUGCGCACGCUCGACCUGUCGUACAACGCGCUUACGUCUGCCGCUCUCGGGAAGGACGCGCUUUCUGCGCUGAUCCUUGCUGAUACGCCUGCUGAGGACGGGUCGGUGACACGCAAGGGCCUGCGCCAUCUCCGCCUGCGCGGGAACCGCCUUGGGGAGCUGGAUGGGUUCCAGGAGAUCGCGGAGCGGUUUAGGGGGAAUAGGGAGGUUCCGGAGUGGAAGCUCGAGGAGCUCGACUUGCGGGACAACGAGAUCGGGAAGCUACCUCCGGAGUUGGGGAUGCUCCCGCUGGACGUGUUCUUGGUGGACGGCAAUGUAUUCCGUAUACCCGCGAGGCGCGUGUGGGAGAGGGAAGGUACGAAGGGGCUGCUGAGCUGGCUGAGGGGAAGGAUGGAAUGA
Molecule: messenger RNA, 2789 nt
Organism: Trametes versicolor FP-101664 SS1
Lineage: Eukaryota; Fungi; Basidiomycota; Agaricomycetes; Polyporales; Polyporaceae
Product: L domain-like protein
Exons: 4
Coding region: 21-2789 (922 amino acids)
Molecular function (GO): protein binding
Source: RefSeq, a predicted model, not a curated record